This is a messenger RNA of Suillus fuscotomentosus, 531 nucleotides long. RefSeq lists its product as uncharacterized. The record is from RefSeq and is a predicted model, not a curated record. The transcript has 3 exons. NCBI's taxonomy places the organism in Eukaryota, Fungi, Basidiomycota, Agaricomycetes, Boletales, Suillaceae. The coding region runs from base 1 to 531 and encodes 176 amino acids.
AUGUCGUUACCAGAGGAUCCCUGCAUGGAUUCAAUUACACCACAUCUGCAACGGUUCUCACAGGGUGCAUAUAUGCAGCUUAGUAUUCAGGAGAAUCAGCAAGUGCUGGCCUUGCGUGAACACUGCAAAGUGUUAGAGCUGCAAAUAGUCAAAUUGACUAGCGAGCAUGACACACUCAAAUCAAUGUUUCAGCAGCUCACAAGCGCUAUUCAGCUACCACAAACAGACUUAGGCCUUGAGCUUGAUUCUGUCAUUCCUCCAGUACAACCUGUCACUAAGCGCCCUACCCGCCUAACUCAUCCAUAUGUUCAAUUUUGGACCAACGAAGACUUCAUAGCAUGGCUGGAUUCUCCUGAUGGCCGUCAAGCCAACCACGGGAAAGUACCAUACCUCGAGGACAAAAAAGGUGACCCACUUACAGAUACGAUGAUCAAGGCUAUUCAGAAGCUGCUUCAUGGUGCUUGGGCAGAACUUAUCAGGCGCAAACUUGCACCAAAGACGUGGGGUAAAGCAUCUGCACCUGCACGAUAG